AUGAUCGCUCUAGACAGCAAUGGCAUUAUCUAUGCAGCAGAAAGUCAAUAUUGCUACAACCCCACGACAAGUUAUUAUUCUCAAGUAGCCAAGUACAGUGAAGGCAAUGGAACAACUGGUAACAUUGUUUUUGGUGAAACAACAUGUGGCCAAGGAGCAGACCAAAUCUGUGCUGCGGGCGGGCUUUUCAUUGACCGUCAAGGCGGAAUAUACUACUCAGAUUCAUCAAAUCAUCGUAUUCUGAAAAUUACACCGUUUGUAUCGACAGCAGCUAUUGUAGCAGGCAUGAAUGGAAGUUCUGGAUCAAUGACAAACCAACUUAAUUAUCCUGGCGGUAUUUAUGUGGAUACGAACGGUACUCUGUAUGUGGCAGAUAGAGGCAACUUUCGAAUCAUUAUGUUUCCAUCGGGUAGCUCAACAGGGAUCGUUUUGUUAGUUUUGGCAUUUUAUCAUACUCUGUCUGAUUUAAUCAUGGACAAAGUGGGAAAUAUCUACUUUACAUCUUACGGUGGUGUUUCUAAGUUUAUUCCAAGCUCAGGUUUUGUCACACAACUGCUGACUGGUGCUUAUUGGGGUAUUGGUCGUAUACAACUGGAUACCGACGGAAAUCUGUAUCUUAGCAGCACUUCUAUGAGCAACGGUAUUGCCAAAUACAGCCUUAUUUCAAACACGUGUUAA
Molecule: messenger RNA, 678 nt
Organism: Rotaria sordida
Lineage: Eukaryota; Metazoa; Rotifera; Eurotatoria; Philodinida; Philodinidae
Source: the annotation of a GenBank genome assembly